AUGAUCGCCACUCCGCCGCCGGUACAAGAACAAGUCCUCACCCACACAGCUAUCUUGUUCGCACCCGAAGAAGAGCGGUCCAGGCUCAUCUCUGUUCAAUGCCGCCCUCAGGGAACUCCAGCGCAGGGUCUGUGUCCUUUGCCCCUUGUGCAGGACUACUUCACCGAGAGUCUUGGGCCGAGUACUAUCAUACUCACCCAAGGUCUGAACGGAGAGCCGUUGCGGUUUCCGUUGCACAUCUGGUACUGCCCCAAAUCGCUCCUGAAGAAUUCGCCGGUAAAUCGCGCGAUUUAUCGCAUCACAUCUGGUGCCGCACCGAAGCCGUGGUGCGGAAUGGUGAUUGUACUCAAAUUUAAUGGCACUCGGCGGCAGGGUUAUACCGAUGCCGGAGUGAAUGACUUGCCUGCACUUUCCGCUUAUUUCUUGGCUUACAAGUAA
Molecule: messenger RNA, 438 nt
Organism: Fibroporia radiculosa
Lineage: Eukaryota; Fungi; Basidiomycota; Agaricomycetes; Polyporales; Fibroporiaceae
Exons: 2
Coding region: 1-438 (145 amino acids)
Source: RefSeq, a predicted model, not a curated record